Messenger RNA from Dioszegia hungarica, 1224 nucleotides. RefSeq lists its product as uncharacterized. The coding region runs from base 1 to 1224 and encodes 407 amino acids. The record is from RefSeq and is a predicted model, not a curated record. Lineage: Eukaryota; Fungi; Basidiomycota; Tremellomycetes; Tremellales; Bulleribasidiaceae. The transcript is spliced from 3 exons.
AUGGUGCGGACUGCAUUAGCAGUGCAAGAUCAUUCGACCACCCCGUCAGUAUGCCAGGGUAAGAUGCUGUCGCAGACACAUUAUCGACGAUGUGUAGAGAGGACAGAGGACUUGGCGGGUGGAGUGAUCAGUCAAUCGCCUGAAGUGAGGGACAAAGCCAAGCCUCCGGAGGGCCGGGACGCGGGUUGGCGAGGUGAAGGACGGGACAGGACCCAAUCUGGCCAGACCAGAAACCCUUAUGGACCGCGCCGAUCCGGUCCCAACAUCGGAUCUAGCUCAGUCGCUGCCUGUUCCUCAGCAUCGUUUUGUAGAGCAUUCGACUGUUAUUCACUAGCAUUCAUCGAAAGGUCGAGGGUUAACAUUCGGCGGCGGAUCGCUUACGGGCACCCUUCUGGAUCCUUUGGGCAGCCAUUGCCUUGCCCACCCAAUCCUUCAGGAUUUCUUGCACGGUGUCUAGCCAGUAAGGUCAAAAUGGUCGAGCGCGAGGACAACGAGAUGAAUGACACAAGCGACCCAGGAGAGAUGAUGACAGCCGGCUACACCGGUGCAAACGCUCCGCAUUCCUCUUUUUCCAGCUCCCAACCGCCCAUCAUGCUCGCCAUCAUUGUCUCCCACAGCAUCACUACCAGUCCACUAUGGCACCUCUCAAGCUUCAGCCGCACCCACUCCAAAGGGCUCAUCCCCGUUCCUACCUCUCCGGAGGAUGUCGCCGCAGCUACCAAACUCCUCUCUGCAGCACAGGCGCUCGAAGCUAUUCCCGUCGACAUCCAAGACCAAAUCGCCGGCCUCCACUCCGAGGUACUCUACUACAUGUCACCGGAGGAGACGAAUAUCUCCAGUGUACCUGAUACGCCGUCGCCUCUGGCCGCGGUCGAGAUGGAUGUGCAAGCAUCGAAUCUGAUCGUGGCCGAGGCGGUGACGGGUACGGCGGAACCUCACUCCGCGGCGGCUGCAACCGACACGGACGGGGCGGCAUCCGCAGCAGUGGUCGAGACGGGCGGGAACAUAUCAUAUCAAAUCGCGGCGGGAACCGGGAUCGGCGGGCACUCUCCGGAGGCAUUGUCCCCCGCAGCGGCCCACCAAGAGCCAGAUGAGCAGGUAGCACCUCUUCGAGUGGCAGAGAACGAGGCGGAAGCCGAGGGGCGGAGGCGGACAAAGAACCAGGCGAGACGUGACAGGAGGAAGCGCGCGAUGGAACAUCGAGGGAGGCAGGCGCACACGUAA